CCGGAUGGGCUGGCGGCGGGUCCCGGCACCCGGCUGCCGCUGCGGCGACGGGCCAUGGCGGGUAGGCUCGAAGCGCCCCCGGGGCGGAGCGGGAGGGCCGGUCGUGGACCGCAGUAGAGGCUGCGGGCUCCCCUGGGCUGUUUGAGCAGUCGGGAGCGGCAGGAGUCAUGCGUGGCCAGCGGAGCCUGUUGUUGGGCCCAGCCCGCCUCUGCCUGCGCCUGCUUCUGCUCCUGGGCUACAGGCGCCGCUGCCCACCUCUGCUCCGGGGCCUGGUGCAGCGCUGGCGCUACGGCAAGGUCUGCCUGCGUUCCCUGCUCUACAACUCCUUUGGGGGCAGUGAAACCGCUAUUGAUGCUGCCUUUGAACCUGUCUACUGGCUGGUGGACAACGUGAUUCGCUGGUUUGGGGUGGUGUUUGUGGUUCUGGUGAUCUUGCUGACCAGCUCCAUUGUGGCCAUCGCCUACCUAUGUGUCCUGCCGCUCAUCCUCCGAACCUACUCAGUGCCACGACUCUGCUGGCAUUUCUUCUACAGUCACUGGAAUCUAAUCCUCAUCGUCUUCCAUUACUACCAGGCCAUCACCACUCCGCCGGGGUACCCGCCCCAGGGCAGGAAUGAUAUUGCCACAGUCUCCAUCUGUAAGAAGUGCAUUUACCCCAAGCCAGCCCGGACACACCACUGCAGCAUCUGCAAUAGGUGUGUGCUGAAGAUGGAUCACCAUUGCCCCUGGCUAAACAACUGUGUGGGUCACUAUAACCAUCGCUACUUCUUCUCCUUCUGCUUUUUCAUGACUCUGGGAUGUGUCUACUGCAGCUAUGGAAGUUGGGACCUCUUCCGGGAGGCUUAUGCCGCCAUUGAGAGAAUGAAACAGCUCGACAAGAACAAACCACAGAUGCUUGCCAACCAGACUUAUCAUCAGACCCCACCACCUACCUUCUCCUUUCGGGAAAGGAUAACUCACAAGAGUCUCGUCUACCUCUGGUUCCUGUGCAGUUCUGUGGCUCUGGCCCUGGGUGCCCUCACGGUAUGGCACGCUGUUCUCAUCAGUCGGGGUGAGACGAGCAUUGAGAGACACAUUAACAAGAAGGAGAGACGUCGACUACAGGCGAAGGGCAGAGUAUUUAGAAAUCCUUACAACUAUGGCUGCUUGGACAACUGGAAGGUAUUCCUGGGUGUGGACACAGGAAGGCACUGGCUGACCCGGGUGCUGUUACCUUCCAGUCACCUGCCCCACGGGAAUGGAAUGAGCUGGGAGCCCCCUCCCUGGGUAACUGCUCACUCGGCCUCUGUGAUGGCAGUGUGAGCGAUGGCUUGAGCAUUUGUUCUGCUGCCUAUAAUGCCUCGAGGGCCUCCAAAGGCACCUCUGAAUCCUUGAUCAGAAGAGCCAGUUGACCUGCCCUAGGGUACUAUGCACGGUCACCUCAAGGACCCACUUUCUGCUCACUGCAGAUGGAAGACACAAUGUGGACAAAUCCUAGCACUGAUGUCUCUUACUCAGGCAAAUAGAAGUUCCAGUCCCAGACUGGGGGCCAGGCAGCUAGCUACCCUGCCCUCCGCCAGAUUCAGCACUGGGGCUGGUCAUCUCCUUUUUCCACUUGCUGGCUGGGAGAACACCUAAGGUUACAGUGGGGAUUCUGGCUUCUCAAUGGGGCGAAAACACCAGGCCUGCUGCUGAGGUCACUGCCAUUUCUCAGACGCUAGUGAAGGGAGCAAAAAUAAAGGCAUUUGAUUUGUAAAGAUA
Messenger RNA from Octodon degus (degu), 1739 nucleotides. RefSeq names its product zinc finger DHHC-type containing 16 (gene Zdhhc16). The record is from RefSeq and is a predicted model, not a curated record. Gene Ontology annotation, cellular component: Golgi apparatus. Lineage: Eukaryota; Metazoa; Chordata; Mammalia; Rodentia; Octodontidae. Bases 168 to 1301 code for a protein of 377 amino acids. Gene Ontology annotation, biological process: protein palmitoylation. The transcript is spliced from 11 exons. Gene Ontology annotation, molecular function: palmitoyltransferase activity.